Benincasa hispida (wax gourd) is the source of this 1124-nucleotide messenger RNA. It is a transcript of the gene SEP2, whose product is annotated as stress enhanced protein 2. The record is from RefSeq and is a predicted model, not a curated record. Lineage: Eukaryota; Viridiplantae; Streptophyta; Magnoliopsida; Cucurbitales; Cucurbitaceae. Gene Ontology annotation, biological process: cellular response to high light intensity.
UUCAAUCACCUCUUACGUGUACGCAAUUCAUUCUCAUUUCUUCUUUUUCACUGUUCAUUUUAUUCUUCCAAUUUCUCUCCAUCUUGGCAUCUUCAACUCCCAUGGCUGCGCCGCCCCGCUCCGUUCACUGCCAAUUCCGCUCCUCCUUGCCCGACGUCCCACCACGAUCGCCGCCUCUUUCCGUUUCGCUUCCCAAACUCAAGCCCUCCGAUUCGGAAACCCCGAAGAUCGUUCUACAGCCUCGUUUAUGCACUCUGAGAUCCUUCGGAUCCGAUCCGGUCGUUCCUAUCAAGACUAAAAGAGUUGCCACUGGAGACGAUGCUGCAAACGACGACGUUUCCCCGUUCUUUGCGACUCUAUCGGAGUACAUAGAGAGUUCAAAGGAUAGCCACGAAUUCGAGAUCAUCUCUGGCCGCCUCGCUAUGAUUGUGUUUGCGGCGACUGUAACAAUGGAGGUAGUGACGGGAAAUUCAGUAUUUAGAAAGAUGGAUUUGGAGGGAAUUGAGGAAGCAGUAGGAGUUUGUUUGGGAGCUGUUACUCUGGCAGCCAUUUUUGCGUUCUCCUCCAACGCUCGAAACAGAGUAGGUCGAAUCUUCAGCAUCAGCUGCAACACCUUCAUUGAUUCGCUUAUUGACCAGGUCGUCGACGGCCUUUUCUACGAAGACGACACCGGCGAUUGGUCCGACGACAUUUGAAUGCUCCGGCGGUGGAAACAGAGGUAUGUAUGUAAGUAUGUAUAUAUAAAUAUUACAUACAAGUGGAAUUGAAACACAUUCAAUUCAACAGUGUAAGAAAUUUAUGCAUACAUAUAUAUAGAACUUCAUUUGAGGAUUUUCUCUGAUGAAGUGAGAAAGAAUCUGAAAUAGUUAAAGGGUUGCGUAAACGUGAUCUUGUAUUGUUAUUCUAGGCCAACUAUUUCAUGAUUGAAGAAGUUUCACUUGAUUAGAUGAAAUUUAAUGAAGACCAGUUUUCUUUUAAUGCAUAAAAUGUGAUGAUACAAAGCUUUUGUAGUGAGACAUUGCUAUUUAGGUAAAUGUCUAUAUACGAGGAAUCAUGUACUUUGUUGUCUUUUUGAGAGAUGAGAAGUCUCUCCUGAAAUCAAAUGGAUGGUAAAUAUUAUUAUA